This is a messenger RNA of Menidia menidia (Atlantic silverside), 2744 nucleotides long. The record is from the annotation of a GenBank genome assembly. Lineage: Eukaryota; Metazoa; Chordata; Actinopteri; Atheriniformes; Atherinopsidae.
AUGAGGCUCUCUGCGCCGCUGGGGUGCCUGCUCUGGUGCGUAAUGGUGGCGCAGUGCGCCGCCUUCUCCACAAAUUCAAACGACUCUAGAGCUCGGACAUUUCUCCUUUUUGACCGUUCGGGCACAGACGAACCGAUCGACUUCAGCACGGUUUUAGGAUUUGAAGACGUCAAACUGAACGCCUCUAACGGGAGCCGGGGGCUGAACGGGGCCGAUAGCGGGCCCAGGAUCUCUGAGGAGGCCCUGCUGUACCUGACGGGCCCCGUCUCCACCCUCCUCAUCCCCUCCUUCUACUGUCUGGUCUUCCUCGUCAGCGUGCCCCUGAACGUCUGCGCCGUGCUGGCCUUCGCCCGGGGGAUCCGGCCCAAGAAGCCGGCGGCCAUCUACAUGCUGAACCUGGCCGGCGCCGACCUGCUCUUCGCCCUGGUGCUGCCCUUCAAGAUCGCCUACCACUUCCUGGGCAACCACUGGCUGUUCGGGGGCCUCAUGUGCCGGGUGGUCACGGCGGCCUUCUACUGGAACAUGCACAGCUCCGUCCUGCUCAUCGCCUGCAUCAGCGCUGACCGCCUCCUGGCCGUGGUCUACCCCAUCGACUCGCUGGCCUGGCGGCGCCCGCGCAACGCCCUGGCGGCGUGCGCCGCCAUGUGGGCGCUGUCCCUGGCGGGCUCGGUGCCGCUGGUGGUCUCGGAGCAGACGGCCGAGCUCCCGGAGCUGAACGUCACCACCUGCCACGACGUCCAGCCGUGGGGGCGGGCGGCCUGGCUGAGGGCCUACUUCCUGACCGUCUGCUGCGCCCUCUUCUUCCUGCCCCUGCUGGUCACGGCGGCGUCCUACGCCCGCGUGGUCUGGUCGCUCAGGAGGGUCCCGCAGGGCAUUUCCGGGGGCUCGCGCAAAAGGACCCGCGCCGUGGUGAUGGCGCUGACCGUCCUGGUGAUCUUCGUGCUGUGCUUCAUGCCCACCAACCUCCUGCUGCUGACCCACUACCUGCUCAUGGACCAGGACCUCCGGCAGAGCCGCGAGACCCCGGACGGGUCCUACGGGCUCUACCUGAUGUUUCUGUGCUUGGGGAGCGUCAACUGCCUCCUGGACCCCCUGGUCUACUACUUUGGCUCCUCCCAGUGCCAGCGACAGCUCUCCAAAUUGCUGAGCUGGCGGAAGACGGCGGGGAUGAGGAGCAUCGCCCACUCCUCGUCCGACUCCUGCAGAUCCAGCAGGCGGAGGAUUCUCAAGUCCCGCCACACCGAGAGCUCCAAGUUAAGCUCCUCGGUCACCAAGAUGGACUCUUUGCCGGACAACCUCAGCAGCCAGUACAAGAAACUCCUGGUGUAUGAAAACCACUCGUUGGUAGGAGCCGGAACAAAGUGCAGAGGCAGCGCGGCGCACGCAGAACUUCGGCUUUGGGGAAAACAGGACCGUAUCUGGUUUGUGAUGGCCUCCGGGACGCGAUGGCUGCGGCCGCUCCUGCUCUGGCUGCCUGUGUGUUUGGCGCAGAGCAGUCUGCCGCAGAAAGAGGACAGAGGCUUCUCCGGCACGGAGACCACGGACGGCGUGUGGGUCAGCUCCGACGCCAAGCAGAUCCUGACCAGCGGGCUGACCACCGCCUUCCUCCCCGCGGUCUACAUCGUGGUCUUCGCCGUGGGGCUGCCCACCAACGCGCUGGCCGUCUGGGUCUUCCUCUUCAGGACCAAGAAGAAGCACCCGUCCUCCAUCUACAUGGCCAACCUGGCCCUGGCCGACCUGCUCUUCGUGGUCUGGGUCCCCCUGAAGAUCGCCUACCACCUCAACGGCAACGACUGGGUCUACGGCGAGGCCCUGUGCAAGGUGCUGGUGGCCUUCUUCUACGGGAACAUGUACUGCUCCAUCGCCUUCAUCGCCUGCAUCAGCGUCCAGCGCUACCAGGCGGUGGUGCACCCCAUGGCCCGUCGCCACGGCGGCAACCGGGUGGCCGUGCUGGUGUCGGCGGCGGUGUGGGCGUCCGUGUGGCUCCUGACCGUGCCGCUCUACCUGUACGACCAGCAGGUGACCGCCACCAACCUCAACGUGCGCACCUGCCACGACGUGACCCGGCCCAGCCAGAGGAAGAUGGCGGCGGGCUACUUCCUCACCAUGGGGACGCUGGGCUUCGUGGCGCCCACGGCCGUGUGCGCGGUGUCCUACGUGCUCAUGCUGCGGGCGCUCCGGAACAGCAUGGCCGACCCGGCCGUGGCCAAGAAGCGGCGCAAGGCGGUGGUGCUGAUCGUGACGGUGCUGGUGAUGUUCGUGGUGUGCUUCGCGCCCAGCAACGCCAUGCUGCUGGCGCACUACGUCCUGCUAUUGGCCGAGGCCAACAACAACUGGUACGGCUUCUACAUCACCACCCUGUGCUUGGCCAGCCUCAACAGCUGCUUCGACCCCUUCGUCUACUACUUCAUCUCCGAGGACUUCCGCCAGCACGUGAAGAACACCUUCCUGUGCCGGAGCGAGAGGACGGUGGAGAGGAUGCGGGUGUCCUUCAGCGCGCUCAAGUACUCCAAAAAGAGCAGCACCUACACGUCCGACACGGGGACCACGCAGAGCAGCAGCUGCUAGCCUCCAGGUUUCGGCCCGGUCGGAAAUUCGAACCACGCGCGAAGAUUUUAAUGGAUUUUUUUACAAAGAUUUUAAUUUACUGGACGUUUUGUGUGAAUUUAUUUUGGGUUUUUUUCUUGUAUAUAUUCUGUGAAUUCAUUUAGUCUGAACUGUUUCGAUGACCCAUUAUUCACACA